Neofelis nebulosa (Clouded leopard) is the source of this 3342-nucleotide messenger RNA. RefSeq names its product chromosome 4 C3orf20 homolog (gene FAM194C). The transcript has 18 exons. NCBI's taxonomy places the organism in Eukaryota, Metazoa, Chordata, Mammalia, Carnivora, Felidae. The record is from RefSeq and is a predicted model, not a curated record. The coding region runs from base 509 to 3214 and encodes 901 amino acids.
AGGAUGGUUUUCAGCUAACCUUGUUGUGACAUAGAGACGAGGCGGUAGAAUUUAGAAUUUGGAGCAGGGGUGGGUACUGGUCUUUACAGUUAACCCAAAAUAGAUCAGCCACGCCGUAUGCGUGUAGUUUCUUUUUUAGCCUGUAAAUUGAACUAAGUCAGUUAUAUGCCAAGCAAUUCCUAUAAAAAACAACAUGGCUAAGAGGCCAGAAUUUAGUCACAUCUAGCUGAAUUUUGAAGAGAUAAAUAUAUGGCAAUAAAUACAGAUUUUUAUUACUAAAUUACAAGAAGAUCUCUCGCUCUCAGGUCUCUAACUAUAAAAGGACCACUGGCUCAAUGACCUGUAAAGGCCAUUUCAGCACUUCCAUUCUGUUUGUCUCCAAGGCUUCACCUUAGGUAAGAACUUUUCGCUCUCAUUCACCUCUCAGGGGGCUCUGACUUUUUACAGCUGAAGGUCCAUCUUAUCUGAGAUGGACAGUAUUACCUAGCAGCAUGCAUACUCUAGCAACAUGAAUGACAUCAAGAGCAACAGAGAACUGUACCAGCAAUACACAGCCUUGGCCCCCAGGCUGCUGGCCCGCAUCUCCAAACUGCUCAUCAUUUGCCGGAAUGCAGGCAUUUCUGUACCUAAGGGCAUCAGGAACAUCUUUGAGUUCACUUGGGAGGAACUCACUGCCGACCCCAUGGUACCUACUGCGUCUGACAUCCUGGGCCUGGAGAUCAGCAUUGGAUCCCCACCUGUGGUGCUUAUGGAAUCAACCUCCAUGCAGGCCCCUGUCCAGAAGAAGGCACCCCCACCAGUACUACCACCUCCGUCACUGCCCACACCCACUGGGCCCGCCAGCUUCAACCGCUCUCCCACCCAUGGCCAUCUGGUGCACUCUAGCCGGGAAAUUCUGCAGAAAUUCCAGCGGCGGUCCAUCCACCUGCUGACAGAGCUGCUCACCCUGAAGAUGAAGGCCAUGGUGGAGUCUGUAUCUGUAGGUGCCAAUCCUCUGGACAUCACAAGGCGCUUCGUGGAGGCCAGCCUGCUCCUCCACGUCAAUGCCAAGGAGAUGGCUCUUGACUACCUGAUCAGCACAAUUGGAAAAAGUAGCUAUGGUGCCGGACAGACAGGGAAAGAUUCCUCUGUGAGCACUCCAACCAUGGGUGUGAACUCACCUUACCAGCUUGUCUACGAGUCAUCUACUGGCUGUCUGAGCUUUUCCCUCUCAACUGGAAGGGAAGUCAAGAAGAAAACAGCCACAGGCAGAUCAAAAAACUUCGAAGACAUAACCAUGUCACCCCUCCAACGAGGACUCAGAAACUCUGCUUCUGACAGUAUGGAGUUCAGCGACCCCUGCCCUGAGGCCCGAGAGAAGCUGCAGGAGAUGUGUCGCCUUAUAGAAGCUGAAAGGGCCUCGUGGAAAGGGAGGAAUUUCUCCUACCCCAUGAUCUUUCGCAACUACAGGGCAAAGAUGCCCUCUCAUCUAAUGUCAGCCCCGAAAGGGGACGCUCAGACCCCUCACCCUCCAGGUGCUCAGACUUCCACUCCCACCCCUCACCAGCCUCCUGCCCACCAACAGCCUCACUUCAGCCAACGUUCUCAGGAGUCUAAGACAUCCAAGAAGGUCAUCAAGUUGCAUUACACCUUCUGUGAUGGAUCCUCCUUCGUGUACUAUCCUUCUGGAAAUAUUGCCAUGUGUCAGAUCCCCACGUGCUGCAGAGGGAGAACCAUCACCUGCCUCUUUAAUGACACACCCAGCUUCUCCUUUCUGGCUCUGUUCAAUGCUGAAGGCCAGGGCUGUGUUCACUACAACCUGAAGGCCCGUUGCCCAUUUGUCUUGGUCUUGGAUGAGGAAGGUGGGACUACCAAUGACUACAAGGGCUAUGUAGUCCACAAGUGGAGCUGGACUUCCAAGACAGAGACUUUGCUCUCCCUGGAAUAUCAGGUGAAUGAACAAAUUAAGCUGACGGUUCUGAGCCAGGACUCCAUCAUAGUCACCUUCACCUCCCUAAAUGAGACAAUAACACUCUCUGUUUCAGCCAACAAUUGUCCGCAUGGAGUAGCGCAGGAUAAACGGCUGCUGACCCGCAUGGACGACAAGAUGUCUAAGAUGAGCCGAGCCCUAGUGGGGAUCAAGAAGCGGUUUCAAAAGACAGUGUCACAGUUUAUGAAUUCUGUCUUGUUGGCAGCAGGCCUAUUCACCAUAGAAUACCCGGUUAAGGAAGAGGCAGAAAGCAAUCGAACCAAGGUGAAAUCGGGUACCUAUGUCGAGCGAGGCCCCAAGCCAAGUUUAUACUCAGGAGAAGUCGUUUUAUUACAAUCUCGGUCAGCCCGACCUGAAUCCUCAGUUGGAGAGUCUUCAAGGGAAGAGCAUGGGUCUGUUUCUGUGAGCCCCACUCGGAGGAAGACCAUCAAGACCCAAGCCAAAGCCAUGAUCACACCCAGGGGGAAGGCCCAAGAGGUGCGCAGCCCCACCAGGUGGGCAGCCUCGCCCUCUGACUGCCCACUGGUGCUGCGGAAGCUCAUUCACAAGGAAGACAUUAGGGCUGGCUGCAAGUGCCUGGUGAAGGCACCCCUGGUAACCGAUGUAGAGCUGGAGCGCUUCCUGUCUGCGCCCCGUGACCCCAGCCAGGUACUGGUGUUCGGGAUAGUCUCAAGCCAGAACCCCACCAGUACCGCACAGCUCCAGUGGAUGCUGGACACACUCUACAGCCACCGGCAGCAGGGCCGUGCCUCACCCUGCAUCCAGUGCCGGCAUGACCCCUACCGCCUGCUACGGUAUGACCUGGACAGUGCCCUGCAGAAGAACCCACCACUGCUGGUGAAGAAGUAUGCUGUGGUGCAGGGGAUGGUUCUGAUGUUUGCUGGGGGAAAACUCCUUUUUGGAGGCUGCAUUUUGAAUGGAUAUGGCUAUAGCAGGCAGAAUCUGCUGAAACAGAUCUUCCAGGCUCGACAAGACUGCAAGAUGGGCUACUUCCUGCCAGACAACUACAAAUUUAGCAUUUCAACCUACAUCCCGGGCCUGGAAGACCCUGACUCAGUCAAGAAAACAAUACCAGAAGACAUCCAAGGAAGCUUCUCCUCACUGACCAUGGUGGACCAGAUGGAGGAGUCCUCCCCUGAAGCUGAGAAAAUGAAACAGCCUGAAGUGUUUCUGCAUACUCUCAGCAAAGCCAAGAGAGGCAGUAAGAAGUCGGCCAUCUGGAAAAAACAGUCCUCCAAGAAAUGAUGCUGCCCCCACAGCUACCCAGAGCUCUAAGCCUGGACACAGCUCCUCUCACAUCCACCCCAGUCCUGCCUCCCAAGCCUCCCACCCCUUUCUCUAAGCCCCUGCAUAAUAAAUAAGCGUGCCUCCAG